AUGGGACGAAAAGAUAGAAAGAGGACGUCGUCGAUGGAUGAGGAUAAGGAGAACGACAGACUCUAUCGAAAAAUUCGUAGACUAGAGGAGAAAUUGCAUCGAAGGAAGGAUGAUCAGCGUAAAAGUUCGGGGUCGCGUAGUCGCUCACGCCAUCGCCAUAGUUCGAGACACUCGCUGGAUCGUGAGAUACCUCGAGUUUUUGGUAGAUCACGCUCUAGUUCUCGAUACACAUCGAGACAGUCGUCUGUUUCUCGGUCAACAAAAUCGAGUCAAUCAUCGUGUAUCUGUGAGAUACCGGUUUCGAGGACCGAGAAGGACAGCGAGAUUAAAGAAUCAUCGGCGGUCGAGACGGCAGAAGUUCCCGAACAUGAAGUAGAGUUACAAGAGGAAAUUUUGAACGUGUUUGGGACGCGCCUCGAGGCAGAUAAGAAAACCGCCGCUGCGGUGCACAAGGACGUAGCUCUCCGGUGGUCGGAGGUUUUGAAAAAAGGUCUGCCGGAAGAGGAGGUCAAGGCUCUGUUGGUACAAGAAGGCGUUAUUAAAAGAGAUCACCGUAUUGUUGAGAAGCAAGAACGCAUCGCCGCAUGUCUAGCAGCGUUGGGUAAAGCGAUCUCGAUAUCAUUGAAGUUGGACAGUUCUCAGAAACUUGAGUUGCUGGAAAAAUUAAGCGAUAUGGGGAGACUUCUCGCAUCGGUGCACCGAGAGGAUUCUCUGGUUCGUAAAGGGCUUAUUCUAGCGAGUUUGAAUUCGUCCUUGAAGAACACUCUCUCCGACACUUCGGUCGAUGAGUGGCUUUUUGGUACGGAUUUAGAAGAAAAAAUAAAGACGGCUAAGAAUUUGGAACGAACAUCAAAGGAUUUGAGACCUGUAAGAAAACUUCCGCAACAGAGUAAUGCACAAAAGAAGACAAAAAACUGGAAGGGCCCGCCACGUCAACCGACGUUCAACAAAUAUCUAACGACGUCGAACGGGCGUCAUCAUGCAGCAUCCAACAAGACGGAGACAAAGAAGUCUGCAUACCGCAAAGGAUCGAGUCAUCAAUACAGGGGACGUCGUUAAUCUCAUCGGAAGAUGUAGGUAAACCAGCAGGGCGGUUAAGAUUAUUUGGUAAGGCUUGGUCAAAGGUAACCAAAGACUCGAUGAUCCAUAAAUGGGUUCAGGGUUUUGUGAUACCCUUCACGUCGUAUCCGAGACAAGACCGGCCUCCGGUCGAACCCACAUGGUCCAACCACGAACAUGGUUUAA
Molecule: messenger RNA, 1245 nt
Organism: Hylaeus volcanicus
Lineage: Eukaryota; Metazoa; Arthropoda; Insecta; Hymenoptera; Colletidae
Exons: 4
Coding region: 1-1059 (352 amino acids)
Source: RefSeq, a predicted model, not a curated record